UCCUCGUGUUGAAAUAUAUAUAUAUAAAAUAUAUGUAAAUAAUAUUUUGAAGCAGCAAUAGUUACAAUAGCAAGAAACGAACAAAUUCAAUAAAAAUGGCAAAAUCUGUAAAUCCUCUGAAUAUUUUACGCAGCAUCUACAAUAAUGAGUUCCAGUGGAUGUUGGUGAAGAGCUUUGGCAUGUUCUUCGUGGGAGUUCGGGUCGCAAAGGAAUUCGUGGGCGUGGAACUGAUGCCAGCUGUGGGGUCUAUCUAAUAUAGCCAAAAUGCCUAAUAAUCAUAAAUAAAUUCCGGAUUCGCGAUGACAGUUGACUAAUUUUAAUCACAAAAAUAUAUAUAUACAAAAACA
Messenger RNA from Drosophila willistoni, 347 nucleotides. RefSeq lists its product as uncharacterized. The coding region runs from base 96 to 254 and encodes 52 amino acids. The record is from RefSeq and is a predicted model, not a curated record. NCBI's taxonomy places the organism in Eukaryota, Metazoa, Arthropoda, Insecta, Diptera, Drosophilidae. The transcript has 2 exons.